AUGUUACUCGCUCUUAUCGACUUACUUCUGUCUAUCUACCUACAGAUUAUUCAGUUAUUGUACAUCUUCCUCAUGGAUGAAUCCGAACCUCAGGCGCUGUUGCAGGAAACCAGCAAGCAACUCGCUGCCCAGACACAGGUCAUUGCUCAGAUGCAAACCCACACUCCCGCGAACAAGCUUAAAACACUCUCCUCAAGAGGUUCAGUUCCUGUUACCCCCGAUCCGACGCUUCUGAACGAAUUCAACGCAAGAUUCUUUGAUUCAGCUCAAAUCUCAGCGGCUGCCAAUGCCACAGCGAGUCAGGAGCUCAUUCCACAAUCAGAGAUAAUUUCUCUUCAAGAAGCCCGAGCUGGUCAUGUGAAGAUCAGUAGGGGUAUCGUAUAUGUGCAAGAUUUCUUUGUUCGAUACUCUCUUGCAAUGUUGGCCAAGCUCGGAAUUCGUAAAUGGGGUCCUGAUCUUAACAAUGCCUCGGACUCCAUGUGGAAUGAGGCCUGUUGGAUCAGUGCUAUCCAAAUCUUUAGAAUGUGGGUCACUGGAAAGGCUUUUCCAAAUGUGAACCCAAAGUUUGUCAACAACCUUCUUCUACUUGAACAAACCUACAACCAUUACAUACACUUUUUGAUGACUCAGAAGUUCAAGAAGGAAUCAAAGGAGGCUGGGAAGAAUCAAAAAGACGAUGAAAGUUUUCCUGAAAGGUACAUCAAGAUGUUGCGCAAGACUGAUGCUCACAGCAAUGACAAACUCGACAUGGAGCAAGGCAUUCAGAUUGUCAAAACACCAAUCUACCAAUCUGAGGCGGCUGGUAUCUUUAUGCGACGUCUGGACGAACAUAUGAAGAACUCCGAUAUAAUCCUCAAUAAGCGGUCUCAAAGACACAUGCGCCUUCGUCCCGCAGAACCCAUCAUGUCAACUUUUGCCAGACCACCCCGAGGCCUACCACUCAACUUUUACAAUCCCGAAUGGUGGAACAACACCCUUUCCCAAUUGCAACGUGACAUGAUAGCAGAUUGCUUUCAUGUAAUGUUCCUCCCGGAUCCAUCAGUGUCUCUGAUGUGUGAUACAGAUGAUGAAGAGGAGGAGGAGGAGGAAGGAGACCAACAAAAAAAGAAGGGUAAGGGUAAGGGUAAGGCGGUACCAGAAGAUUGGGCAAAUUUGGCGGAAUUCGGACAGCCCAUUGGCGGUGGGAAGGGUGAUUUUUAUGUGGAUGAUGAUGCAAUGAAUGAGGCGGAAGAUGACGCACGUGCAACUAGAUGGGAUCUUUGGAAUGAUGCUUGUUGUACAUUCAUUACCGCUGCUUUUUUUUACACGUUAUUGGUCCAAUUGUGA
Molecule: messenger RNA, 1326 nt
Organism: Melampsora larici-populina 98AG31
Lineage: Eukaryota; Fungi; Basidiomycota; Pucciniomycetes; Pucciniales; Melampsoraceae
Exons: 5
Coding region: 1-1326 (441 amino acids)
Source: RefSeq, a predicted model, not a curated record